This is a messenger RNA of Anguilla rostrata (American eel), 8834 nucleotides long. Its product is annotated as leucine-rich repeat-containing protein 4B-like. The transcript is spliced from 4 exons. Gene Ontology annotation, biological process: regulation of presynapse assembly; synaptic membrane adhesion; regulation of postsynaptic density assembly. Lineage: Eukaryota; Metazoa; Chordata; Actinopteri; Anguilliformes; Anguillidae. The record is from RefSeq and is a predicted model, not a curated record. Gene Ontology annotation, cellular component: plasma membrane; glutamatergic synapse; postsynaptic density membrane. The coding region runs from base 866 to 3148 and encodes 760 amino acids. Gene Ontology annotation, molecular function: signaling receptor binding.
GACCUUAACAGCUAGUCUAUACUGUAGAAGAGAAUGAUUGGCGGAAAUUAGAUGUCAGCGCAUUAAUGUAGCUGGUUUUAUGUAGCCUAUAUCCAAUUCUGAAUAGGUUUCCUCCCUAGACUGGUUGAUCCCAGUCGGUCAUAGUGUGUGCUGUGUUUGUGCCGUUCAACUGCAGAGCUACGGAUCUGGCGUAGAGGUGCAGUUUAUGCUGGACCGCUAGUUGCGGCGUUUUUUCCCCUUUCAAGCGCACUCGCGUGCUCUGCCUGCGAAGAUGGGAGGACGAUUUUCUUCAUUUUGGCCCGUUUUCCAUUUUUCCGAAUUGUAAUUAACAUUCUUCGUCAAAUUGUCUGCACCUUGAGUGAGAGUCAGGGGCGAGGCUUGGGUCCCGGUCUACUGUGUCGGGUGAUGGAGCAGCCCUGUGUCGUGUGCUGUGGAGUAGGGCGCUGGGUGGCACAAGCCCCUGCAGAAGAGCCAGGGACACACAAGAUGUAACAAAACUGGAGAAGCACCUCUCAGAUCCAGAAAAACUGAAAAAUAAACAUCUGUGUAUACAUCACCUUUUUUAUUAAUAUAUGACAUUGUCAUCAAACAACAAAAAUCUUUGUAUACAACGCAAGAAAAAGAACAUUACAAAUCAUCAAGGUAUCAAAGGAAGAAAGAAAUGAAAGUAUUUGAAAUGAAAUGUUAAAAAAUACAAGAACCUUUUGUCCUGUUUUCAUACUUUUUUCAAAGAGGUACAGCCAAUAAGUACAGAAAUCACAUAAAUGACAAGAUAAAAAAGAAACUGGAAGAAAACAGACCAUUCUGCCUGGAAUAAACCAAUCAACACACUCAGAAGAAAGGGGAGGGUCAUGACCCAGUUGCCAUGCAUGUCGCCACGGUGACCGGCCUCCCCAACCCCUCCCCCCUCCUUCUCUUAUUGGUUCAGCUGCUUUUGUGGCUCCUCCCCGCUGGGCCUGAGUUGGCAGGGGCUGCCUCUUCUUGCCCUGCCCUCUGCAGCUGUUCCAAUCAGGCAAGCAGAGUCAUCUGUACAAGGAGAAACUUGGAGGAGGUGCCUGAAAGUAUAUCUGUCAACACACGAUACCUCAACCUACAGGAAAAUUCAAUACAGGUGAUUAAGUCUGAUACUUUCAAGCGCUUGCAGCAUCUGGAAAUCUUGCAGCUCUCCAAAAACCACAUCCGUCAGAUCGAAGUUGGGGCAUUCAAUGGCCUGCCUAACCUCAACACACUGGAGCUCUUUGACAACCGCCUCACGCUGGUCCCCUCCCAGGCCUUUGAGUAUCUCAGCAAACUGCGGGAGCUGUGGCUGCGCAACAACCCCAUCGAGACCCUGCCUGCCUAUGCCUUCCACCGCGUGCCCUCUUUGCGGCGGUUGGACCUGGGGGAACUCAAGAAGCUGGAUUACAUCUCUGAGGCUGCCUUCGAGGGCCUCAUCAACCUGCGCUACCUGAACCUGGGCAUGUGCGUACUCAAGGAUAUCCCCAACCUCACACCCCUGGUGCGACUGGAGGAGCUCGAGCUCUCUGGGAAUCGGCUGGAGAUCAUCCGACCAGGGUCCUUCCAGGGCCUGGUGUCGCUCCGCAAGCUCUGGCUCAUGCACUCUCAAGUGUCAGUCAUUGAGCGGAAUGCCUUUGAUGAUCUCAAGAACCUGGAGGAGCUGAACCUGUCUCACAACUCCCUCCACUCUCUCCCUCAUGACCUCUUCACUCCUCUGCACCAGCUGGAGAGGGUCCACCUCAACCACAAUCCUUGGGUGUGUAACUGUGAUGUGCUGUGGCUCAGCUGGUGGCUGAAGGAGACUGUGCCCAGUAACACCACCUGCUGUGCCCGCUGCCAUGCUCCUCCUGGUCUCAAAGGCAGGUACAUUGGUGAGCUGGAUCAGAGUCACUUCACCUGCUAUGCCCCUGUGAUUGUGGAGCCACCGACCGACCUGAAUGUCACCGAGGGAAUGGCUGCUGAGCUGAAAUGUAGAACGGGCACUUCGAUGACCUCAGUCAACUGGCUCACCCCAAAUGGCACACUCAUGACCCAUGGGUCCUACAGAGUCCGAAUCUCAGUCCUGCAUGAUGGCACAUUGAAUUUCACCAAUGUCACAGUACAGGAUACAGGCCAGUACACCUGCAUGGUGACUAACUCGGCUGGCAACACCACAGCGACAGCCGUGCUCAACGUGUCGGCCUCUGAUGUCAGUAACAGCUACAGCUAUUUCACCACUGUCACGGUGGAAACUGUCGAAACAGGCCAAGAGGAGAAUUCUGCCCGACAGUACAUAAAUGAAACCUUUGUGGGUUUUUCAGGUCCUACUAGCCCAGGGGAGGUUUGGGUCACAACCUUGGCCACUACAUCGUCCUCUGUUUCUUCAUCGUCCUCUUCUGCCAGAACAACCAAGCCAUCAGAAAGGGCAUUCACGGUUCCAAUAACAGAUGUCACCAACAUGUCUGGUCUGGAUGAUGUGAUGAAGACUACAAAAAUCAUCAUCGGCUGUUUUGUGGCCAUCACGUUCAUGGCGGCAGUGAUGCUGGUGGUCUUCUACAAGUUGAGGAAGCAGCAUCAGCUGCACAAACACCAUGGCCCGGCACGUGCUAUCGAGAUUAUCAAUGUUGAGGAUGAGAUUGGAGCUGGAGGGGCAAGUGGAGUAGGAGGAGGGAGUGGAAUUUCUGGAGGAUCCACUAUGCAUUCUGGAGGUGGUGGAGUCAGUGGUGGAGGGCAGAGUUUAAGAUUGCACCAUCCGGAAAUUGUCAACCUUCCAAAUCUAGCGAGAGCAGAGCAUCUUAACCAUUAUUACAAGGCACAUCAUUUUAACAACAAUGUGAUGGGCAUGGGUAUUGGGACUGGGGCUGGUGUAGGAGGUGGUGGGGUUCUCAACAAUAACAACAACCCAUCCCCCCAUUCGCAGCCCUCCCUGGCUACUCCCAUUUCCUGCACACAAGUUCCUGUCUCUUCAUCCAAUUUGCAAACUACAUCUGGAAACAGCAUUAACCCUAACCCCAGUGCUGUAUCCUCUCCUCUCCCAAUUCCCCUCCCCCUGCCACCCAUGGGUUUACAUGGAUCUCUGAAAGGUUUAAUUAGUCAGAGCCAGAACCCUCAAGUUGAACCACUUCUGUUUAAGAGUGGUUCCAAGGAAAAUGUUCAAGAGACUCAAAUCUGAAUGAGGCAGAGAGAGAGAGAGAGAGAGAGAAAAAGGCAGAAACAAAGAAAGAGAAAGAGAGAGAGAUAGAGAAAUAGAAUUGAUGGCCAUGCUUAUUUUAACCCUUGAUCAAUUUUUAUGGAGGUGAAGGUAUUUUCGUAGUACUGUAUUUUAAGUACUAGGUAGGAUUAUUGUCAAGGGUCAGACACUACGGUGUAUUGACAUCAUCAGAGGGAAAGAAAGGGAUACAAGAACAGAAUGUAGAGGGAUGAUAUCAAAAUAUACCCACUCCCAGGUGGACAAUACUGUACAUGUACAAUGUACUGAGCCAUGAAUUAACACUGGCACUUCUAAUGGAGUAAAUGUGUCUGUAUUAAUGAAUGGUAAUGGCAAUGAAGUACCUUACACAUACUACAACAGCAUAAAUCUGUGCCAAAGCAAAACUUUCCCUUCAUUAAUAUUUGUAAGAAUAUUAAAUCAACCAGAUAGUUUAAUCUCUAAGAGUUUGUUUGCCACAGCUGAGACACGCACAGUAUAGAACACUGCAGUUCAGAGACCUUACACCUUACAAUGCAGUCUCAUUAUAAUCCUGAUUCUACCAAGAUUAUAGUGAAAAUAAAACACUGUAGUGUGCAGUGGAACUCCAGAGAAAAAAAAAAGAUUUUUGGAGAAAAACCUGUGCCAUACAUUCAUUCUCUCUCCCUCGUAUACACUUAAAGGAGGGUUAUCUUUGCAAGGGGAUGAAGAAUUCGCGAAGACGCAAGAACUGGACAGAGAAAAAGACAAUUAAAGAAAACUGUGAAAAUGCAUACAAUAUAUAAAUAUAUUUUCAUUUGAAGAAAUAAAUUAUGAAACAUCUUUAACAAUACAGACUCACGGACACAAAUGUUAAAAGGUGUACGAGCGGGUAUUGUUUCAGCUGUUAUAAUUAUGAUUGAUUUAAAAACUCGUUUUUCUCUCUUGGUUUUGUGAAGACAGAAGGUGAGAGGAGGGGAGUGAGGCAGAAGCAGAAGAGAAAAGAUGCAAGAAUGAAUACUCGACGUAUAUUGGCAUUCAUUUUGGCCAUGCAAAAUAAUAGGAGUAGCCCGUUUCUCUCAUGCAAAUCCACAACAGGCUUCUUUUUUGGUUUCUUGAAUUGUUGCUACGAAGAGAUGGAGUGGGUGGUGUUUUAUGUUUGUGCUGGUAUACUUGUCACUGUGACAGCUGAAUGAGUUUGCAGCAAGCUUCACCCACUUACAUAUGAUUUGGGUGUUUAUGUCUACUACUGUUGCUAUUAUUACAGUUGAUAAUAAUAAUAAUAAUAAUAAUAACAAUAAUAAUGAGGACAACUGCAAUGAAUUGUAGCGUGCUGUUUAUACAGUUCAUGACUACCACAUUGAUAGAAAGUAUUGUUCCCAUUGCACCAAAUUGAUAUUUUGGCAAGGGAUUACAAAAGACAGCAUUAAACAUUAAUGAUGUUCUUUGCCUGUGUACUAAUAACAGCCAUAUGUGUGUCACUAUUAGCACUGGUUUAUGUUAAUGCAGGUGAUGGCCAUAUGUGUAACAUAAUAAUAUUACGCAUAAAUUGUGGCUAACAAGCUGGUACUGUGCAACCAUCUUGAUCUUUAAAAUUCUCUAAAAUGACUUCAUAUAAAUUUAAAUAAGAUUGUACCAUUCAAUUUACUUGUAUCUUGAAAUAUUUAAAAGCAUUAAUGUACAAAGAACAGUUGGAUAUCUCUACUUUUCUUGUUCAAUUGAACAUAUAACAUUUAGAGAACUGCACUUUUAUAAAUUCGGGUCAACCACACUGUUUUACAUGUUGUUUUUAUCAUGAUGACAAGACGAUGCACAUUAUAAUAAUGAAAAUAAUGAUGAUUAUGGUGGUGAUGACGAUGAUGGUUAUUAUUAUUAUUAUUAUUAUUAUUAUUAUUAUAACUUUUAUUAUUAUGUGACUCAUUAAAAAAUAGAAGAAUAGGAGGAUGACACAUAAAAAUGAGUGUAUUUCACAUAACCCUGAGAGUGAUCUGAUCUGCGAGUUAGUGUCUACAGGAAAGGAUAUCAAUGGUGACAAUCACACAGCCACAAAACAGCUACAAAGAAACGGACUGGACCUACAGAAACAGCGUUUGAAGACAACAAUGAUUCAUAUGUUGAAAUAAAGAAAGAAACAGCAGUGGGCUUUCUCCAGGUGGACAAAAAGCUUCCUCCUCAUGCUCCCCCUCUCUGUUUUGUACAACAAAGAACUUGACCUGUCAAGCCACCCUUUUCUUGCUUGUUUCAAACAAAAUAAAGCAGAUAGAAACACUGGUGGAUUACAGUGGGUCGUAACGAAACUUAAAUGCCACGUUAGUUUGAACUAAUGGAGUGAAAAGAAAAGCGGAAAGCGGGGGAAACUUUUUCACAUUUUCAAAAGGUAAGCGAUUCCGUUUAAUGAACGAGAUGGAAUUUGAGACAAGAUGGAUUGAAAUGGCAUUUGGCAAGUUUUUUAAAAGAAAAAAAAGGACAAUUAAAUGAAAAAAAUAUAGAAGCAGUUAUAGAAGAUUUCUUUUAAAAACAAACAAAAAUAUAACAAGUGUUUCUCAUUUUUGUGUUUAUCUAGUUCCAUUUUUUCUUUUUUUAAAAUUAAGUGUUGUUAUCUCAAUUGUAAUAUUGUUAUUGUUAUUAUUAUUAAUAUUAUUAUGGUUAUUAUUACAAAAAAUGUUCUGUUAGCAGAUGUCACUUCAAAAUUGAAAAUCUGGCACACAAAGUGGUGGACGUACUCUGUGAAGCAAGAAGUGGCAGUUAGAAGUUUCAGUAUUAUUGAAAUAUCACAUUUCCUAACUUCAACCACCUAUACUUUGAAUAAACACAUAUGAAUGUCUACUGACAAUUUAGAAUCCUUUCCUGCAUAAAAUAUGGCAAGUGAGCUAGUGGUAGUCACCCUGCUGUCUCCUGUUGAAUUAUUCUUAAUAUCAUAGAUCUGUUUGUGGUGCUACGCAAUACCAACACCUUUCCAACAGAAAUCUGGCCCUAUAUCUGUAGCAGCACAUCUUAAUACCAGUUGCACAUUGCUGCAUCGUGGUUACUCUGAAAUUUCUGUUUUAUCACUUGAAAAGAUACAACUUGUUCUUUCAAGGAAUGAAAAUAUGUAAAAAUGGUGUCCAAAGUAUUUCUUUCAAUGACAGUAUUUCUGUAGCAGGACUUUGCAAUGAUAUUUUCACUGAGACCUGUCAGUUAACUUUAGGACUUGAUUAAUUUGGUUGAAGAAAAAGAUAAAGACUGUAAAUGCACCCAGAAACCUUUCCGUAUGGACACUUGCUGUGCAGUAAAGGGUUUGAUUGCCAUUGUUUCAUUAAGUUAUAUGAAUUUUGGAAAGAAUUACAUACAUUUCUUGGUUUGUAGAACAGUGAUGAAGAUUAAUUCAGUAUUAUCAUUAUUUCAAAUGCCAUGUAAUUGCUGAGAGCUUGAUUUGUUUUGAUUGCUUCUCUUUUUUUGUUUGUUUUCUUUCAUUUUUUUUCUAUGUGUAAGAGAAGGUAAAGAGAUGGAAGUAUCACUAUCAUUGACUACCAGUCUGUAACAGUGCAGUAGGUUUUAAUCGGCUACAAGCACUUGUAUAUCCAUUUAACUGAACAUAUCAUUGGCAGUACUUGAACUAUUUAAGUUUUCCCUUGCAUUGUGCUCCCGCAUUCCUCACUGGGUUACAAGUCAUCCCAAUUGUCUAAUUCUCCUCUGCUUAAACCUUGCCCUUUGUGGAGGCGGAGCCCUCGUGUUCCAUGGACUUUGUUUCAACUGUGCACUUUGCUGCUUAACUGAACCCUUAAUUAAUCUGAGACUUUACUUAAUUAGAGCUUUUCAUUAUUUAAGUCGUGAAUGAUAUUGGAUAUUUCAAGCUACUCGGCUCAGAGGCUCACCGCCUGCUCCCAUUACCUAAAACCAAACAUUAAAGUUCAUUCACAGUUUAAGCAAUGUAGGCAGCGACAAAGAGAACCAGGGUCAGAGUGAUAUGGGGGCAGUACAUAGGUAGGGGGCAGUGUAUGCGAUAAUUCAGUGUGAUGACCUGCUGUAUAACGUGCCUGAGCAAGAUCACCAGAAAUAAUUUUAUUCAUCAUGAAAUAUCAUAGGACAUCAGAUAAGGUACGGUCAAAGCUCUCUGGAUGUAAAGUAAAACUAACCAUGUGCCAACAUCAACUUGUUUUUUUGGUGAAAUCAUCCUUUUCUAGGGAGUAGAAAUUCAGAAAAUGAAAACAAAGAGCAGGAAGUUUUUUGUUGUUGUUUUUGCUGUAUGAGAGCCUUCUGCAGCUUGUAGCUAACAACUGACACUCAUUUUCUUGCUACUAAGUAGACUGCUGCUUCCUUCUGAAUGAGGUGAAUCCACACUGACUCAUGGCAGGAACAUGUUGGGAAAUGUAUGUGUGUGUGCAUGUGUGUCUGUCUGUCUGUCUGUGCGUGUGGUGCGUGCGUAUGUGUGUCAGUGUGUGCAUGCAUGCAAUUCAUACUUGUAUUUUCGUUACUGAAAAUAUGUUAUACAUCGUGCAGCUUAUGCACUGUGCAAUUAUUCAACUGUGGUUUUUUUGUUGAUCAGUUGCUUGAAUUGGAGAUAAAUUGCCUUCUUUCUCAAUGUGCAAAUAUGUACCAAGCUUAAAAAUCUUUGCACAUUUUUAUGAAACAUAGUCUACCUUGUAGUAUAUUCAAGAAAUUCAGUUCCAAGGUUACAAAUGACUACAAAUAUAAACAAAUCAUACCACAGAAACUAACAGUUUGGGCUUUGGAUGUGUAAUAAGCUUUGUUGGAGGUGAGAGACAUCGUGCUGCUCAUUGUCUUGCUGUUUGCCGUUUCAUACUUAUUAUGCAUCUUUUGCUCAAGUAAUGAUAUUACGAAAAUAUAAAGAGGCAUCUUUGUACAACAGAGAACAACUUGUUUAAUACCCAGGCCAGAGUAUAGAUUCUUGUGAUUUGUGGAAAGCAAUUCCUGCAUCACAUUUGAAAUUAUGUUAUGCUGAUGUUUACUUACUGCCAUUAAACUUUUUAUUGUACUUCAAAAAUACAACUCGAUAGACUAUUAAGUUAAUAGAUGUAAUUUGUAACUUCCAAAUACAAACGGCAAUGAAGCAUACUCAGGAUAUGUCCUUAUGUCCAAAAGCGAAAAUAUAGUGUUCUGGAGCUUUCUAGAGUGUUUUAGAAUAUUAAGAAUGAUUUCAAAAUCUAUUUGGUCUCUACCUGUUCAGUGUUACUUUAUACAUAUGUACAUCCUCUAUACUGCCCUCCAAUGAUGUAUGUACCACUGGAAAAUUUGUAUAUUAAUUUCUAGUAAACCACCAUUUUCUACUGCAUAAUAUUCCUCUACGACUAGCUGUUACAGUAUUUAAGAUUUGACUUUGGUUUUACUGAAGCAGCACCAGCACAAAUAAUUCCACACAAUGAACUGGGAUGUGCAUGCUGUGAGCUGCUGUGUGUAUUAUUUGAAGGGCAGUCUUAAAUUUCCAAGAAUGCUUUGCCUCAGAAUGUCAGAUGACUAUAUCAUGUAAUGACUCAAUAAACCCAAGAAGGAAGUCGAUGUUCCUGGAAGUUGGAGAGGAUCAUGUGCCACCUUGGCAGGACAGACAGCUAUUGGGGUCUUCUGCACUGGUGGCUGUACAGGUGAUAUUUUACUGGUUGAGCCAAAAAAUAGAUGUCCAAAAAAAAGUAAAUGCAAAAAAAAAAAAAAAAAAAAAAUCCAGGGCAUGUAGGCAUUUUAAUGGCAAGCGCUUUCA